GUCCCCCCCCUCGAUGAAGAGAUGAAAGGGGGUGGGAGAAAGAGUGUCCAAGCAUCGGACCGGGGUGGCUCUCUCCGACAUAGGCCGUUACACAAGCGAUGCAACACUCAUCUGAAGAUUCGAUUUGCAACCGAAAUUGCUCAAUAUCAAAGGGGGAGUGCAUUAUCAACUCCCGAUGUCUAUGCAAGCCCGUUGCACCAGGGCUGGGGAUGAUAAGGAUACCUGCUGCUGUUUCUCCUCCCCUACAUACAAACCCAAAUCCAUACAGAAUUUUCCCAAGUCAGUUGGGAAAUGGGUGGUGGAUAAUAAUGUUAAGCGUCCAUGCGCAGCGGCAGCCAAGAAAUGCGACGUCGACCAGGUCACUAAAAACUCCCGAUGCUAGAAGCCAAGAGUUGCUGCGCACAGCCAACUUCCUUUCGAAUUUUACUUCUCUGGAGAGGUCCAUCAAUUCCGUGUGCAGGAUAGCGCGGACACUGGGUUGGCCAGAUCAAGGCAGCGCUGCAGCAUAAGUCUUUUAAAUUCUCCCAUGGUCCGUGCAGACCUUCAGCAUGACGACUGACCUGACAACGCGAUUCGAUGGGAAUGGACAAGGAAGCGAAAGGAAGGGGAGGGAGAGAAGAAAGUAUCAAGUGCCUUGGAAAUGGGUCGUUGGAGUAGCGCUAAGCGACCGGGCAGCUAUCCAUUCAUAUCCACUUCCCAACCCAGUCUCCGUAUAUUAGUUAUAGUCUAGUCUAGUACUAGUAGUAAUCUGCCUCCGGUGUGGGUACCGCAAUUACUAGCCGCUUCGGCCCUAG
Aspergillus neoniger CBS 115656 is the source of this 794-nucleotide messenger RNA. RefSeq lists its product as uncharacterized. The record is from RefSeq and is a predicted model, not a curated record. The transcript is spliced from 2 exons. The coding region runs from base 99 to 509 and encodes 136 amino acids. Lineage: Eukaryota; Fungi; Ascomycota; Eurotiomycetes; Eurotiales; Aspergillaceae.